Molecule: messenger RNA, 627 nt
Organism: Leptinotarsa decemlineata (Colorado potato beetle)
Lineage: Eukaryota; Metazoa; Arthropoda; Insecta; Coleoptera; Chrysomelidae
Product: venom protease
Biological process (GO): proteolysis
Molecular function (GO): serine-type endopeptidase activity
Source: RefSeq, a predicted model, not a curated record
CGGUUCUGCAAAAUUUGUACGAGUGGGUAUUACUAAUAAAACUGAUGUGUCUCACAUGCAACAAUUGGAAGUUGAGAAGCUUAUUCACUAUCCCGAGUACACUGGUCAGAACUACCAAGACAUAGGCCUUCUCAAGUUGGUUACGGAAAUUCAGAUGAACCCCUAUGCUAGAGCUGCCUGUCUCUACACUGAGAAAAUGAUUCCAAAUGUUCUACCAAUCGCAUCUGGUUGGGGAAUCAUGGAGGAGACAGGAAAUCCUACCAAUAGCCUAAUGAAGGUCACUCUGGAGAUAUUCCCUCAUAAAGAUUGUGACAAAUCGUAUGAGAGGAUCAGAAAUGAAACUUUUUCCGUAUUGAAUAAGGGGAUUGUUGAUGAUUGGAUGAUUUGUGCAGGUUCAACAACGAAGAUAAAGGACACGUGUAGAGGGGAUUCAGGAGGGCCUCUACAAGUAAUUCGCAACGAUACCAAGGAUAUAAAAUGCAUGUACAACAUAAUAGGAGUAACGGCAUUUGGCAAGCCAUGUGGUAUUGCAAGCAAUCAACCAGGAGUCUACACAAGGGUAUCCCAUUAUAUUCAGUGGAUUGAAGAUAAUGUAUGGCCAAAUGAAUAAAUAGUUCAAUCCACCAA